Macrobrachium nipponense is the source of this 1969-nucleotide messenger RNA. Its product is annotated as venom carboxylesterase-6-like. Gene Ontology annotation, molecular function: hydrolase activity. The coding region runs from base 134 to 1813 and encodes 559 amino acids. Lineage: Eukaryota; Metazoa; Arthropoda; Malacostraca; Decapoda; Palaemonidae. The record is from RefSeq and is a predicted model, not a curated record. The transcript is spliced from 12 exons.
CAAUUUAGUUUUUAAUGAAUAUUUACUUCCCUUAGGUCAAGGUUCAAGCGAAACCUUUGAUUUAAGAACCAACUUAGGCACCAUCACUGGACUUGUAGAGCCUACGAUCUCUCCGCAUUACAAUAACACCCAUAUGCACGCUUUCAAGAGCAUCCCAUUUGCCAAACCUCCAGUGGGAAAGCUGCGUUUUGCUGAACCAGUGGAUCUUCUGGAAACUUGGCCUGGUAAACAUCUACUUGCCAUUAAGACAACCUCCAGUUGUCCACUACAUGAUCCAGAAAGUGGAAAGGUCUAUGGGAGCGAAGACUGCCUUUAUCUCAAUAUUUUCACUCCAUCCAAUCUUGGUGAGGAAAACCGAGCAGAGGGCACACUCCUCCCAGUCUUUGUCUAUAUCCAUGGGGGAGCAUUCAUGAGAGGGUCAUCUUCGGCGUAUGGAGCUGCAAAACUCCUUUCUAGGGAUAUUAUUGUAGUCACCAUUAAUUAUCGCCUCGGAGCAUUAGGGUACCUUAGUAUGGGGGAUUCUGUUCUACCUGGUAACUAUGGAAUGCUGGACCAAGUUUCUGCUCUUCGAUGGGUACAGAGGAAUAUAGCUCAGUUUGGAGGGGACCCAAGUCAAGUCACCAUUGGAGGUUUUUCUGCUGGAUCUGCUUCUGUUAAUUUUCAUGCGCUUUCUCCUUUGUCUAAAGGUUUGUUUCAUCGUGGAAUCAUGAUGAGUGGCGCAAGUUUCUGUGACUGGGCUUUGAAAAUGGAUCCCGAGGUUGGAGCCAGAAUGCUGGGCAAGAAAUUAGAAUGCCCUUCAGAGACUUCCGAGGAAUUACGAGAAUGUCUAGCUUCAAAGACCAGCGACCAAAUUGUUGCAGCUCAAGGUUCCAUCCAUCUACUUGGCACUUUUCCUUUCUGGUUUGUCCCUGUUAUUGAUGGGGGACUCCGUCCUUCGCCUUUCCUCCCAGCACCCCUAGAAGAAUUGUCCCCUGCUCCAGUGCCUAUGAUUGCUGGUAUCGUCCCAAAUGAAGGUCUACUUUACUCUGUUCAAUCUAUACUACUGGCCAAACAGCCAGCCAACGUAAGUGCGGUCUAUGAGGAAGCAUCGAAGACCUUCUUCACACCUUGGCCCUAUCCAGAAACAGAGGAAGUUAUGAAAGAUUUAGGUGAAGCAUUUCACUUCAGCGAAGAAGCAAGAAUCGAUGGUGGGGUGCUCAUAGAGCAGUUGACAGAGGCAGGGACUGAUCGUCAUUUAGGACACUGCGUCUGGGAUUCAGCUUUGUACCUAGCACAGUCGGGCUCCACAGUUUACACAUAUGUAAUGACGCAUCGAGAUCCCGGGACUCCUAUUUUAGCAGCCCCUAUGUAUAAGAAGGUGAAAGCUCUGGGAUAUAAGACACCCCUUUUAGAAACAGGUGUCUCUCACGGAGAUGACGUGAUCCAAGUUUUUGACUUCCCUUUCACUUUCGGCGAAAGUUCAGAGAGAGAUCGAAGAGUUGGACAGAUGCUUCUACAUAUGAUUACAAACUUUGUAGUUAGUGGAAAUCCAAAUGAGAAUCUGGAAAAAUACAACAUAGCAGAUAUUCCGAAAUGGGAACCACUUCAGCCUGACCGCCCUGUUGGUUACUACGAAAUUGCUGUUGAGCCUGCAAUGGUGAAUAGGCCAUUCAGAGAAAAGGAACAGAACUUUUGGAAACACAUUGUACCUCGUCCAAAGUCCAGACUUCAAUCAAGAACGAGGGAAAUUCUUCAGGAAGUAAACCGAAGAUACUCAACAGAAACAUCUGGCACUGGUACUUCUGAAAAUUCUUCAGAAUCAUGUUCACCCUAAUGGUCACAUCAUCAUCUGAUUUUCAAAACAUUGGGGAAGGAUCCUGUUGGCACCUUUCUUUUGUAAUUAGCAUGCUUAUUUUCUUUCUAUAAUGAUCUGGAAAAGAAUGGGACACUUUGAUAUUAUACUUUAAUUGUUAAUAUAAACUGUCACUAA